Molecule: messenger RNA, 300 nt
Organism: Perkinsus marinus ATCC 50983
Lineage: Eukaryota; Perkinsozoa; Perkinsida; Perkinsidae
Exons: 1
Source: RefSeq, a predicted model, not a curated record
GUGUAUGAUGGUGACUCCUGCUAUAAGUAUACGCUGGCGAAUGGCUCACUGUUUUCUAUUCAGAAGGCGAAGGCUCCUGAAGAAGAGGGAAAGGUGCAGCUCUUCGAUGAUGAUGAUGACGAGGAAGCGGAUGAGCAAUAUGGUGAAGUUGAUGACGAUACCGACACUGCGCGACCGAAGGAGACUUUCGUUGAGGAGGGAGAGGGAGAGCUCGAGUCGGAGGCUUAUAUUAGACAGUUAAGAUGCAGACGCUUUUUCGUGGCUAAGAACAUUACUAAGGAACUGGAAGGAGAGAUGAAG